Messenger RNA from Sphaeroforma arctica JP610, 1357 nucleotides. RefSeq lists its product as hypothetical. NCBI's taxonomy places the organism in Eukaryota, Ichthyosporea, Ichthyophonida. The coding region runs from base 67 to 930 and encodes 287 amino acids. Gene Ontology annotation, biological process: monoatomic cation transport. The transcript is spliced from 5 exons. Gene Ontology annotation, molecular function: monoatomic cation transmembrane transporter activity. The record is from RefSeq and is a predicted model, not a curated record.
UACAUACAUUAGACUCAUCAAUAAAUCAAUACAUAUUUAGGUGCACCAGACACUACGAACUUCGCUAUGGAUAGAGAAGCAGGGCUCACCAAUCGACGUGUACCUACUCAGAUAGACGACACGGAUGUAGUAGAUAAUCAAAACGACCUUAUUGUUGAGCUACAGCAACUUCGAUCAGACAACCUGAAAUUGUCCACUGCUGUUCUCGCACUCAGAGAGAGUAGAUGCAGGUGCGAGCAGGAUAAAUACAACGAAGCGUUGCUUAGCAACUCACACGAUCACGAAACCAUCAUCUCAGACGAGGAUACGGACAGUCCCAUUGGUAGUAGUAUAGGACACGGCCACGGGCACGAUAUCCCUCUGUUAGAUGUCAGUUACAAAAGGAUAAGCGCCGUUCACCUGGCGGGUACUAGGAUUCUGUGGCUGUCGCUGUUUCUGGCGUCUCUGGCCCUCACUGCGGUGGUCAUGGAGAGUUUCGAACACAUCCUAGCGUCGCAGAUUGAGCUGGCCUUCUUUGUGCCCCUGAUGAUUGGCCAUGGCGGUAAUGUGGGGGGGCAGACAGUUGGCACAGUCUUGUCGGCGCUUUCAUCCCAAAAAAUAAAGCGAAAAGACAUGCUGUCCGUACUAUUGAAGGAGUCCAUAUCCGGUCUGCUGGUGGGCUGUGCCCUGGGCUUCCUAUCGGCCUUUGCGACGAGUUUCCUGAUGGGUGUGAGUGAGCCUGUAUCUGUGGUGGUGUUCGCUACACUACCUGUACUGUCGGUUACUGCGUCUGGGCUGGCAUCCACACUCCCGUUCCUAUGCAUGUACCUUGGACUGGAUGCCGCAGUAGUUUCUGCGCCGCUGAUGACCACUCUGGUGGACGUCCUGGGUCUUGUGUCGUACUUUAUGAUUGCUCGUGGCGUCUUCAGUUGGUACGGGAUGCGCUUCUGAUGUGAAGGACACUGAAGGGAAUCUCCAGGCUGAGGGAUCUCUGGCGAAGCAACCAAAUCUUCUCGAGUCGUACUCGACCUAAUUUAAAGAGAUAUUUGUACCAGCUUCAAUCAGCAGUAUAUGUCAUCUAUCGUAGCAUAUAUGCGUCCGUGUGGUACUAGCGAACCAAAAGAAAGGGGAAGAUGCAUAAAGCGGGAACGAUAUGCAAUACGAUGAGGGUGGUAGUUAGCUACAAUUAGCAGAAUGAGGCCGAGUCAACUGUAUGAAGCAUCUAUUGUAUAUGAGAAAAGCAUCUCAGGCAGCACGGGCAAAGAAAAUGCGCGUGGAUAAAGAUAAUGGGAGUGACAACGUCUACAGGAAAGCUCCAACGACAAAACGGAAACAAUUAACUUUAGUGAAUGAAACUAAUAAAGUAAAGUACCGAGAA